Messenger RNA from Schistosoma turkestanicum, 1759 nucleotides. The record is from the annotation of a GenBank genome assembly. Lineage: Eukaryota; Metazoa; Platyhelminthes; Trematoda; Strigeidida; Schistosomatidae.
UUUAGUUCUUGUUACGGUUAUGUGCGCUACUUCGUCCUUGCCGUCAAUGGACUCUGUAAAUAAAGAAAACAAUACCAAAUCCAAAGCUCAGCUUAAAGCUGAAAGGAGAGCUAUUCAAGAAGCUCAAAGAGCUGCGAAAGCUGCUGCCAAAAGUUAUGAGAAGCCGAAAACCACGCAAACAAAUGCCGUUCACAAUAGUGCAACUAGUCAGAUGAAAAAUACCUCAAAUACUAAUCUAAAUCAGGAUACAGGUAAAUAUGAACAAAAACCUGCUCCUUGUAAGGUUGGUGAACCACACACAGAUGUGAUUCAAAGUCAAACUGGCCGCCUCGAUUACUCAAAUCAUAAAAUUGCCGAACUUCCCGUAUCUAGAACUCAAGAGUCGUGUCGCGUUCAUCUCUUCAAGCAUCUUAACCAACCAGACAAACGAGUUAAUGUUAUCGGUCAUCUUGGUUUAGGGACUCAUUCUUCAAUCCAUCCUUCGUUCCUCGCUCUUGGCGUUGAUUUUGACGAAGGUCGAAUAUGGGACCCAAAUGAGAAGUGUUUAGCGUUUUUGUCGUCGUGUGAAGAACUCGUACGUUCUUUCAUUCCAAAGUCAUCUACUGAAAGAAAAAACAACCACGCUGGAGCGAAUGAUACACUAUUUUGCCGGAGCUUCGGACCAGUUUUGCAAACUCAUGUAAACUUUCUUCAACUCUGUCGUUCACUAUCUGUUACGAUAUAUAAUGCAUACCAGUAUCUAAAGCAAACUCUUACUCGCCUAGAUUCUGUGGAAGAUUGGAAUGAAUGUCGAAGCAGUUUCUUAUCAGCCAUUGUCGAAUUUAGACGUAGUUCAAUUUAUUUGGCAGGAGAUGAGAUUGUAGAUCGUACAGUUAAUUUAAUUCGUCCUGGUGAAUGUGUCUGUACAUUCGGAUAUUCAUCCUUAGUAGCUCGUGUGCUAGAACGAGCAUGGAAAUCUCCAUGCAACACAUCUGUCAAUCAAGUUGAUUCAAAUGCUGAUUUCAUAGCAAACAAAAUGCAAACAUGCUUUGUAAACACUAAAUCAGAUCCAUUAAAUAAAAAUACGAAUAGAGUGUUUAGUGUUUUAGUUGUUGACUCUCGACCAAAAUUUGAAGGCAGACGAAUGCUGACCAGGUUAUGGAAAGCAGGAAUACCAUGUGAAUAUACACAUAUCGGUGCGUUACCAAGUAUUGCAAAUAAGAUAUCUUUAGUUAUUCUGGGUGCUCAUGCUCUUCUUAGCAAUGGAUAUGUGUUGGGUCGUAUGGGGACCGCUCAAGUGGCCAACAUUGCAGCCUCUAUUUCUCAUGCUCCAACAAUAGUUUGUGCUGAAACUUGCAAGUUUUGGGAACGUGCCCAUUCUGACGCAUUCGAAUAUAACGAACUUGGAGAUCCUGAUGACAUUUGGCGAGGUCCACGAGGCACAUCACCAGAUUAUAAAAAGGGCAUUCCUGGUUUCGGUCCAACUGGACUUCCGGAUAGGAUCGAAUCAGCUACCACUGAUUUGAGUGAAUGGCGUUCAAAUUCUAGCCUUAGAUUGUUACAUUUAGAAUAUGAUGUGCUACCGCCUACACUUGUUAAGGCUGUAGUAACAGAAAAAGGUACCUUGCCUACUACGUCUGUCCCUGUAGUCCUGCGAGUAAAACAAGCUUCUGUGACUAAUGUAUAAUUUUUUUAUUUUUGUAUUUUGCAAAAGUCUAGUUAUUUGUUGUUAUGACUUGGUAUUAUAGGUGUAUCGGAAUACAAUAAACGCACAACAUUA